Messenger RNA from Olea europaea var. sylvestris, 753 nucleotides. RefSeq lists its product as uncharacterized. The transcript is spliced from 3 exons. The record is from RefSeq and is a predicted model, not a curated record. NCBI's taxonomy places the organism in Eukaryota, Viridiplantae, Streptophyta, Magnoliopsida, Lamiales, Oleaceae. The coding region runs from base 1 to 753 and encodes 250 amino acids.
AUGCUGCGACACUUUGCAAAUGUUUUACGGGAUGAGCAUAGCCUGCGUAGUAGUCAGCAGGUUGACAUAUACGAGCAAGUCGACAUGUUCCUGUGCAUAUUAGCGCACGGAAAGGAAUAUCGUCAGGUGAAUACGUUGUUUAACCACUUGCUACAAAUCAUAUGUCACUAUGUAAAAGAGGUCCUACGCGUGAUCGUGUCACUGUCAGCGCGUUUGAUACGACCGAGUCAGAACUACAACAAAGGUUUGUCGCCACAUAGGCCCGACUUGCAAAAACACCCAUUGUUCGAAGACUGCAUUGGUGCUAUAGACAGGACCCAUGUCAGAGUGGUACUACCGCGUAACGAGAGGCAAACUAGGAAUACACACGAUGCUCGACUACUUGCGCGUGUCAUCCACUCACCAGACAUUCAUUUAUUGCUCCCAGAUCCCGGGAAGUACUAUCUGGUGGACUUAGAAUUUGCUCAUCGGCCUGGGUAUAUGGCCCCUUACAAAGGUUCGGACAUACUGUAUCACUUUCAACAAUUUCGCGAUGAGCACAUGGGAUGGCGUCGUCGAUUUCAUAACGAUCGGGAGAAGUUUAACUUCAGACACUCGUCCUGUAGAAAUGUCAUUGAAUGUGCGUUUGGAGUGGUGGACGAGGCGUUCACGAGCGCAGAGGAGGAUGAAGAUGCAGCAGAAGUGGAGUUGCUGAAUGCGGGUGACGAGAUGCGGGCCAAAAUGAAUGCAUCGGACUUGCAGCGGAGUCAGUAG